Messenger RNA from Akanthomyces muscarius, 2871 nucleotides. RefSeq lists its product as uncharacterized. Gene Ontology annotation, cellular component: AP-2 adaptor complex; membrane coat. The transcript is spliced from 4 exons. Bases 1 to 2871 code for a protein of 956 amino acids. NCBI's taxonomy places the organism in Eukaryota, Fungi, Ascomycota, Sordariomycetes, Hypocreales, Cordycipitaceae. Gene Ontology annotation, biological process: clathrin-dependent endocytosis; intracellular protein transport. The record is from RefSeq and is a predicted model, not a curated record. Gene Ontology annotation, molecular function: clathrin-cargo adaptor activity.
AUGCGCGGCCUGGUGCAAUUCAUUGCAGACCUACGAAAUGCCCGUGCCCGCGAACUCGAAGAGAAACGAAUCAACAAGGAGCUUGCCAACAUCCGCCAAAAGUUCAAGGAUGGAAACCUCAACGGCUACCACAAGAAGAAAUACGUCUGCAAACUUCUCUACAUCUACAUCCUAGGCUGGGACGUCGAUUUUGGCCAUCUCGAAGCUGUCAACCUCAUUUCCGCUGGAAAGUACUCGGAGAAGCAGAUUGGCUAUCUGGCCGUUACGCUAUUUCUUCAUGAGAAGCACGAGCUUCUCCACCUCGUCGUCAACAGCAUUCGCAAGGAUCUUUUGGAUAACAAUGAACUCUUCAACUGCCUGGCUCUGCACGCCAUCGCCAAUGUUGGAGGCCGCGAAAUGGGCGAGUCUCUAAGUGGCGACGUCCACCGGCUUUUGAUCGCUCCUACCUCGAAAUCCUUUGUCAAGAAAAAGGCAGCCCUCACACUACUGCGACUGUACCGAAAGAGCCCCGAAAUCGUCAGCCCUCAGUGGGCUGAUCGCCUGAUACACUUGAUGGAUGAUAGCGAUCUCGGAGUUGCCCUCUCUGUCACAUCGUUGGUAAUGACAGUAGCGCAGGAUAGCUUGGAUCUGUACAAGGGCGCAUACGCCAGAGCCGCUGCUCGGCUCAAGCGCAUUGUCAUCGAUGCCGAGUACACGGCCGAUUAUCUAUACUACAAGGUCCCUUGUCCAUGGCUUCAAGUGAAGCUCUUGAAGCUGCUUCAAUAUUUUUCGCCUUCAGAGGAUACCCACGUGCGCAAUAUGCUACGAGAAGCUCUGCAAAAGAUUCUGAGCCUGGCUACGGAAGGCAGCAAGAACGUGCAGCAGAACAAUGCGCAAAAUGCGGUGCUGUUCGAAGCAAUCAACCUCAUUAUUCACCUCGACUCCGAGCACGAACUUAUGGACCAGAUUUCAUCUCGCCUGGGUCGCUUCAUCCAAAGUCGCGAAACCAAUGUCCGCUACCUUGGUCUCGAAGCAAUGACGCAUUUGGCCGCACGCACACGAACGCUAUCUCCGAUCAAGCAGCACCAAAACAUUAUUCUCGGAUCUCUCAAGGACCGUGACAUUAGCGUUCGGCGCAAGGGAUUGGACCUUCUCUACAGCAUGUGCGAUUCUACAAAUGCUAGGAUUAUCGUUGGCGAGCUGCUGCACCAUCUCCAAAAUGCCGACUACGCUAUUCGUGAAGAGAUGGUACUAAAAAUUGCAAUUUUGACGGAAAAGUAUGCCACUGACGUUCAGUGGUACGUCGACAUCUCCCUCAGACUGAUUGCCAUGGCUGGCGAUCAUGUUAGCGACGAAGUCUGGCAGCGUGUUACGCAAAUCGUUACAAAUAAUGAAGAGCUGCAAAUAUAUGCGGCCCAAAAUGCACUGCAGCACAUCAAGUCGGACCAUUGCCAUGAAACGCUGGUCAAGAUUGGAGCCUAUAUCCUCGGCGAAUUCGGCCAUCUUAUCGCAGACCAGCCGCGAUGUAGCCCCAUUGAGCAGUUCAUGGCUCUGCAAAACAAAUUGGCCUCGUGCUCGUCUAGCACUCGUGCCAUGAUUCUCUCGUGCUUCAUCAAAUUUGUCAAUCUGUUUCCUGAAAUCAAGCCCCAGCUGGUCCAUGUUUUCCAGGCUCACAGCUACACUCUGGAUUCAGAAAUGCAGCAAAGAGCCUGCGAAUAUCUGACCCUUGCGACACUGCCUACUGAUGACUUGUUGAGAACAGUUUGCGACGAGAUGCCUCCGUUCCCCGAGAGAGAAUCGGCUCUCUUGUCCCGACUGCACCAGAAACACGCCAAUACUAGCGAUAGGCGCACAUGGGUAGUUGGAGGCAAGGAUGCCAAUGCGGAUAAUUCUGAACUCAGCAUGGCCAAACCGGGUCUCAAGCGCUCCUUCAGCUCUGGAAAUAAACUCAAUGGAGCAAACGGAGGACAAUCGCAUGGAGCAAAUGAUUUGGCAGGUCUGGACAUGAGCGGACCGGCAGAACCAGCCAAAGCACCGAAUCUGGCUAGUGCCGCACAUUUGUCGCCUGGCUGGGAGAAGGGCUUCAACCGCCUGCUACUUCGAUCAGAAGGUGUGUUAUACGAGGACGGCCAGCUGCAAAUAGGCAUCCGAUCCGAAUACCGCGGCCAGAUGGCUUGCAUUAUUGCCUACUUCAAAAACAAGAACCCUGGCGAGAUUUCAUCCUUUACCACUACCUUGGACUUGGACCGGAGCGAAAAGGCCAAUUUGACGUGGGACGUGAAAGACUCGCCGGACAACAGCCUCGUCCAUGGUGGCCAAUCGCAACAGGUCAUCAUGUUUGAGGCGCAAAAAGCGUUCACAAAGAGCCCGACAAUCCGAGUCAGCUAUCUGGCUGGAUCUCUGCAGGCGGUUACACUGAAGCUCCCUGUUGCCAUUCACAAAUUCAUGGAUCCUGCCGAGCUAUCCGCGGAAGACUUUUUCAAGCGAUGGAAGCAAAUCAACGCCGGGCAAAGGGAAGCGCAGGCCAUAUUCGGCGUAAAUGCCAAAGCCAAGAACAGAGAGAUUACGGAGACGUUUGUUAGGAGAUCUAUAGAAGGAUUCCGGUGGCGCUUGCUUGACAGGGUUGAUCCCAACCCGAAGAAUAUUGUCGGUGCCAGUGUGCUUCACACGACACAAGGUGGCAAGUUUGGCUGUCUCAUGAGACUGGAACCUAACUACGGAAGCCAGAUGAUUCGACUGACAGUUCGUGCAACUGAUGAUUCGGUGCCUGCUAUACUGCUCAAGCUCAUGCAGGAUCAUUUGAGUAUGGGUGUUUCUGCAGGACCUGACCUGCCAGAGCCUCCCUCAAGACAAGAAAUCUCUGAUGCGUUUGGAAAUGUGAUGGUGACGUGA